This is a messenger RNA of Lottia gigantea (owl limpet), 1018 nucleotides long. RefSeq lists its product as hypothetical. Lineage: Eukaryota; Metazoa; Mollusca; Gastropoda; Lottiidae. The record is from RefSeq and is a predicted model, not a curated record. The transcript is spliced from 7 exons. Gene Ontology annotation, molecular function: hydro-lyase activity. Bases 71 to 931 code for a protein of 286 amino acids.
UCUCCUGUCAUAUCAAGAAUCAAAUGUUAUCAAUUUUACACGAAGGUCUGUUUAAAGUGUGCAAAAAAUCAUGAGAUUCGUGCAGUUUAUAAAAGACGGACUACGGAGAAUAGGCGUCGAGUUAUCCGUUGGUGGAUCUAUAGUAGAUUUGAAUGCUGCCAAUUCAAAAUUUCCAAAUGACAUGAAAAAUUUUCUUGCAGGAGGCCAGUCUCUUCUUAUUGAUGCUAAAAGUGCUGUAGAAAGUGGUAAAAAUGUAAUAGAAAGACAGUCUGUGAAACUGUUAGCUCCAAUUACUGAUCCUGGUAAAGUACUAUGUGUUGGUAUGAACUAUACAGAUCAUUGUCUGGAACAGAAUGCUCCAGUACCAGUGGAACCUGUAAUAUUUAGUAAAUUUGCUAGUAGUAUUAUAGCGAGUGGAGAUGAUAUUAUAUAUCCUGAUGAAACACAGGAACUAGAUUGGGAAGUAGAAUUAGUUAUUGUGAUAGGAAAAGAAGGCAAAAAUGUCAAGGAAUCUGAGGCUAUGAAGCAUGUAUUUGGCUUUACAGUAGCACAUGAUGUUAGUGCCAGAGAUUGGCAGAUGAAAAAGAAUGGUGGACAAUGGUUACUUGGUAAAACUAUGGACUGUUUCUGUCCAUUAGGUCCAGCUAUCGUUAUGAAAGAGGAUAUAAAAGAUCCCCAUAAUUUAAGAUUAACAUGUAGAGUAAACAAUGUAGUAAAACAAGAGGGUAAUACAGAUAAAUUGGUACAUAAAACAGAAGCUGUUGUUGCAUUUAUUUCAAGAUUUGUAACAUUACAACCUGGUGAUGUAAUAUUGACAGGAACUCCACCUGGUGUAGGUGUCUUCAGAAAACCACCAGAGUUUCUAAAGAGAGGUGAUGUUGUAGAAUGUGAAAUCCAAGAUAUUGGUAAAAUUGUAAACAGAGUCGUGUGAUCUAUCUAAACCCAGUAAAACAUAAUGAACUCUGUGAUUAUAGUAUUGUACGUGAUUCUGACUUGAAUGGAUAUUAUGCUCCCCUCU